Molecule: messenger RNA, 479 nt
Organism: Ceratina calcarata
Lineage: Eukaryota; Metazoa; Arthropoda; Insecta; Hymenoptera; Apidae
Product: pyruvate carboxylase 1-like
Exons: 1
Coding region: 37-453 (138 amino acids)
Biological process (GO): gluconeogenesis; pyruvate metabolic process
Cellular component (GO): cytoplasm
Molecular function (GO): pyruvate carboxylase activity
Source: RefSeq, a predicted model, not a curated record
AAUACGCAGGUUUAAAUAAACAAAUAUUUUGCAGGGAUGGACGCAGCCGGAAAAGCCGGAGGAAUAGUAGAAGCUGCAAUUUCGUAUACAGGCGACGUCAGCGACCCGACGAAAAAGAAAUACGACUUGAAAUACUAUACGAACUUGGCUGAUGAAUUAGUAAAAGCCGGCACCCACGUUCUCUCUAUAAAAGACAUGGCGGGUCUUCUGAAGCCGAAGGCAGCUCGAAUGCUGAUCGACGCUAUAAGACAGAAGCACCCAGACGUUCCUAUUCACGUUCAUACUCACGAUACAGCUGGAGCUGGAGUUGCCUCUAUGCUGGCUUGUGCCGAGAGCGGUGCUGAUGUCGUGGACGUGGCUGUGGACAGUAUGUCAGGGAUGACCAGUCAACCCUCUAUGGGAGCCGUCGUUGCUUCCUUAAUUGGUAAGAAUCAAUCUCAUCACAUUAAAUAAUUAUAAAUGUUAUCACAUUACAUUAU